Messenger RNA from Pseudomyrmex gracilis, 1355 nucleotides. RefSeq names its product probable transaldolase (gene Taldo). Gene Ontology annotation, molecular function: transaldolase activity. The record is from RefSeq and is a predicted model, not a curated record. The coding region runs from base 108 to 1106 and encodes 332 amino acids. The transcript is spliced from 6 exons. NCBI's taxonomy places the organism in Eukaryota, Metazoa, Arthropoda, Insecta, Hymenoptera, Formicidae. Gene Ontology annotation, cellular component: intracellular anatomical structure; cytoplasm. Gene Ontology annotation, biological process: carbohydrate metabolic process; pentose-phosphate shunt; pentose-phosphate shunt, non-oxidative branch.
GAUUUUUCCCAUGAUCCCGAACGUCACGGUUCGUUACGGGGCGCUCGCGUGAGUGAGAACGCGAAACUGUCUUUGUCUUCCCGUACGCAUAAAUACGCACGGCGAUCAUGAGCGAGUCACAGUCGAAGAAAACGAAGAUCAUGAGUUCCCUGAGCCAGCUGAAGGACCUCACCACGGUGGUCGCCGACACCGGCGACUUCGAAGCUAUGGAACAGUUUAACCCGACGGAUGCGACAACGAAUCCGUCAUUGAUUCUGGCUGCGGCGAAUCAAAAGAAAUAUUCUCAACUGAUUGGAAAAGCUGCCGAGAUCGGCAAGAAGGCUGCCUCUACUUUGGCCGAGCAAGUUUCGGAGGCCUACGACAUCUGUUGUGUUGUGUUCGGAAAGGAAAUCUUGAAUGUAAUUCCCGGAAGAGUUUCCACCGAGAUAGACGCCAGAUUGUCCUUCAACAAAGAAGCCAGCAUCGAAAAGGCGAAGAGACUGAUUGCUCUGUACGAGGGGCUCGGAGUGAGCAAGGAACGCGUCCUGAUCAAGCUCGCGUCAACGUGGGAGGGCAUUCAAGCGGCAAAGGAGUUGGAAGAGAAAUAUGGAAUUCACUGCAAUCUGACGUUGCUGUUCUCCUUCACGCAGGCUGUCGCUUGCGCGGAGGCCGGAGUCACUCUCAUUUCGCCGUUCGUCGGCAGAAUCCUCGAUUGGUACGUAGCGAACACGGACAAAAAGUCUUACGAAGGGAAAGAAGAUCCGGGUGUUGUUUCCGUUACAAAAAUUUACAAUUAUUACAAAAAGUUUGGUUAUAAAACGGUCGUGAUGGGUGCUUCGUUCAGGAAUGUCGAUGAAAUCAAGGAACUCGCUGGCUGCGAUUUGCUCACUAUAAGUCCUAAAUUAUUGGAGGAAUUGGAAAAGAGCAACGAGCCCGUUCACAAGGUUCUGAGCGUGGAGUCGGCGAAGAAGAGCGAUCUUCAGAAGAUCAGUUUGAACGAGGCCGAGUUCAGGUGGCUUCUGAACGAGGACCAGAUGGCGACCGAGAAGCUGAGCGAGGGCAUUCGCAAGUUCGCCGUGGACGUGCGAAAACUCGAGAAGCUGCUGCAGGAGAGGAUUCAGGGUUAACAAAAGAAUCUUUUUUAGCGCCUGACGUCAAAACUCGCAAGGGAGCAUAAUAUAUCGAAUAUACAAAUACAUUUCUGUUUUAUAUAUUAAAAUACAAUUAACUACUACUACUUGCGGUACCUGCGUGCAAAAUGGAAAAGGAAUAUACGGUUGAUAUAAAAACAAAAAGGUAUAUAUAUUUUUACAAUUUAUGUAUUUUGAAAAUGUAUAUAACAAAUGUGAUUCUUGUGUGAGUUUUGUGACGGAAAA